Acanthopagrus latus (yellowfin seabream) is the source of this 3127-nucleotide messenger RNA. Its product is annotated as arg8-vasotocin receptor-like. The transcript is spliced from 2 exons. Lineage: Eukaryota; Metazoa; Chordata; Actinopteri; Spariformes; Sparidae. Gene Ontology annotation, biological process: positive regulation of vasoconstriction; regulation of systemic arterial blood pressure by vasopressin; G protein-coupled receptor signaling pathway. The coding region runs from base 125 to 1321 and encodes 398 amino acids. Gene Ontology annotation, molecular function: vasopressin receptor activity; peptide binding. The record is from RefSeq and is a predicted model, not a curated record. Gene Ontology annotation, cellular component: membrane.
ACACACAUGUUGGAGUAAUCGGAGUUCUGGUCUCGGUCUCCCUUGCUGACGGUUACGCACGGACAGCAGCUCCUCCAGCGCGCCCGCAGCAGACGCGUCCCGCACGCUGUUCUGCUUCAGCAACAUGACGGGCAGAAACGGCAGCGAGGAGCUGAGCUUCAGCCCGCUGCUGGAGGCGAACAUGAGCGGGAAGAGGAACGACACCGACCCGUUCGGGCGGAACGAGGAGGUGGCAAAGAUCGAGAUCACCGUCCUGAGCCUCGCGUUCAUCGCGGCGGUCGUCGGGAACGUGAGCGUGCUGCUGGCCAUGUACAAAACCCGCAGGAAACCGUCCCGCAUGCACCUGUUCAUGAAGCACCUGAGCCUGGCGGACCUGGUGGUCGCCUUCUUCCAGGUGCUGCCGCAGCUCUGCUGGGAGAUCACCUUCCGCUUCUACGGCCCGGACUUUCUGUGCCGGAUCGUGAAGCACCUGCAGGUGCUCGGCAUGUUCGCCUCCACCUACAUGAUGGUGAUGAUGACCCUGGACCGCUACAUCGCCAUCUGCCACCCGCUGCAGACGCUCCAGCAGCCGACGCAGCGCGCACACAUCAUGAUCGGCUCCACCUGGGCGUGCAGCCUGGUGCUCAGCUCCCCGCAGUACUUCAUCUUCUCCCUGAGCGAGGUGCACCCCGGCUCGGCCGUCUACGACUGCUGGGGCCACUUCAUGGAGCCGUGGGGGCUGCGCGCCUACAUCACCUGGAUCACGGCCGGGAUCUUCCUGGUGCCGGUGGCCAUGCUCGUGUUCUGCUACGGAUUCAUCUGCAGGACGAUCUGGAGGAACCUGAAGUACAAGACCCGGAGGAAGAGCGCCGGCUCCGUGGCGGAGGCGCACAAGUCCGGGAUCCUGGGCAGGAACUCGGUGAGCAGCGUCAGCACCAUCUCCCGCGCCAAAUUACGCACGGUGAAGAUGACGUUUGUGAUCGUGCUGGCCUACGUGGUGUGCUGGGCGCCUUUCUUCACCGUGCAGAUGUGGUCGGUGUGGGACGAGACCUUCUCCUGGACCGACUCCGAGAACGCCACCGUGACGCUCUCCGCCCUGCUGGCCAGCCUCAACAGCUGCUGCAACCCCUGGAUCUACAUGAUCUUCAGCGGACACCUGCUGUCCGACUUCGCCGGCAGCCUGCCGUGCUGCCGCUCGCUGAGGAACAAGUUCGUCCACCACGACUCGGACAGCAGCAUCCGCCGGACCACGCUGCAGUCCCGCCUGCAGGGGCCGCGGCUCUCGGAGCCCUUCAGAGACCUCAACCCGACCCCGAAGAGCUUACCGCAGUGUCUGUCCUGACCACCAGGACAAUCUGGACACGAGCCGGUCUUAAUCUGCUGCUCUGCGCAGCGGAGGAGGCAUGAUCUCAUGUGAGGGUGCGGUCACACCUUCGCUCUGUUUUCUUUGGUCCGGCCCGGAGUGGAAACAUUGACUCCGUGGCAACUUUUGGUAGUUAGUUUGUUCAGACUCACACGGCAGUUUUCAGUCUGCCAGCUCUGAGAUUCUUUUGGAGGGUUCGACAGUCAAAACAAAUCCACUCACUUAAUCUUCAGCCGUUAGCGUGACGGCCUUCACUGCUCCUCGCUGUGAUUCAGCUGCUUUAGUGUCUGAAUAUGAGCUUCUCCUGACACACUGAGAUUCUCUCUGAGACGCACGAGGAAACAACCGGAUCUGAUAUGUCGAGAAACACGUGAACGCUGGUGCUACGUUACGGUCGGCAUCACGAUCGUUUAGCUGCUGCUGAAUCUGAUUUUUGAUGUCUGGGUCGACGUUCAGCUGAUAAACUCAAACAGAAUCUGACGUCAUCAGAUCUCGUAAAGUUUCUUCUAAACAUGUUUGAUAUUUGAGGUCAUGAGUCGAACUAUCCAGAUGUGUUUCCUCAGAGGUCCAGUGUGUCGGGUUUAUGGGGAUCUGUUGGCAGAAAUGGAGAACAGGAGUCCUGAGUCGUCUUUUAUUUGGUAAACUCAAGUUGAGUCUUUUCAACCCUCAAAGAUUCUGCAGUCCUACCUGCAGUUUUUGAUCCGUAUAAAGAAAAAAACAAAGGUGUAAGUAUUUUAUUUGAUAAAUAAGUCAUACAACUCACAAGUCAUCAAAACACUGACUAAAUGAGCCCUUUAUAUCUGCAGAGGGAGCGACAGGGUUGGACCCCAGAAGUAUCCACACAGUAAAAGUAAAGAGAUCUUGUAAAACUACAUGCUCUGCCCCCAAAACGUUGUACAAAUACCUCAAACUCCAUCGUUCCUACGGUAGCCCAGAGGAGACAAACCGAACACUGAUUCUAGAGGGAAGGCCUGAAAAACAGCUCAGUUUCCCAGAAUGCAAAGUGACGACUUCCUCUUUCUUCUCUCGUCCAAUCAAGGCUCCAGAAACCCAAAACACUCUUCAUUUACUGUCGCGGUGACGAAGACAAUCAGAGAAUCUUCACCUCUAAGAAGCUGGAACAGACAAAUAUUUUACAUUUUUGCAAUUAAUUUCCUUCCGAUCGUCGGGACGAGGGGUGUUCAGUUGGUUCCAAUCUGCAGUCUCACCACUAGAUGCCACUAAAUCCUCCACACUGGACCUUCACAUGCAUGUUGAUAUAUCACGUCACAGUCACGACACUUCUGAAAGGUACUUACAAUCAUUUUCAUGAUCAGAUACAUAAAUGCCACUUACUCUCUCGGUUAUUGAUCGUUUGGACUGAAAAACGUCAGGAAACAAGAGAAAAAAGUGCCUAAUUACACAAAAAAACUGCAAAUAUUUACACUCGAGUAACUUCAACAAUUAAACUCUCAUCAGAAUUAAUUUCCUGCCCGUCAGCGAGUUCAUGAGUUUGUUUCAGCUCCUCUGAAUUCACAGUCACAUUAAAGCUACCAGGAGCUUAUUACAGUGUUAAUUAUCAUCCUCAGUCUGUUUCAGUGAUUAAAUGUAAUGUUUGAUGUGUGUUGACUGUAAUUAAAACUGCACUUUUUUGUGUUUAAUAUAAACAAUGUUAAUCUUAUGAAUCUAUGCUUGUUUACUUAUUGACAGACUCAUUCCCAGAUGUUGUUGUUGUUGUACAGAUGUUUUAUCAGUGUUGUGUAUUCUGAAAUACGUUGUAAAUAAAGAUAAAUGUUAUCACUCGUC